Molecule: messenger RNA, 2318 nt
Organism: Trematosphaeria pertusa
Lineage: Eukaryota; Fungi; Ascomycota; Dothideomycetes; Pleosporales; Trematosphaeriaceae
Product: DUF1688-domain-containing protein
Exons: 4
Coding region: 359-1840 (493 amino acids)
Source: RefSeq, a predicted model, not a curated record
CUCCCGGGCGGCGCGCCGACUGGCAUCCAUCGCGCCGUGCCCCCUCCCUCUGCGCUCUCCUGAGCUGCACCGGCUUCUUUACCUUCACCUGCUCAACUGCGCACACGCUGCCCUUUGCUCGUCAAUUGGAACGUUCCCCGGAACCUUUGGCAGGGGAUCCCAGCGGAGGUAGCCGGCCACACUAACCGCUCAGACCAGCUCGCAGUCCGCGUUCACCACUCGAUCGCCGUGCGUCCUUUGUUUCGUUCGCCUCUCUCCGAGGUCGACACUCCCACCUGCUACCUCACAUUGAAGGCAGUGUGUAGCCCGUUUGUGUUGCAGCUUCCUUCCACCAUACUUGUUCGCCCUCAAAGUCGAGAUGGGUAUCUUCAGUCGCAAGAGCUCCAAACCCGCCAUCUCACCAAGUGGGAGCCAACCCAAUAUGAGCAACGGCUCCCUAAAAUCUCCGGUACCUUCCACGGCCAACGGAAAGUCUCCGAUGAGCUUCCCAGACGUGCCUCUCCCCAAGGCCCCAGAUCCAGCCUUGGACCCGGCCGGUUACCUUCGAAGCAUCUACGCUGUCAGGGAGCGUUCGAGACUGGUCCUCGAAAAGGCCAAGAAGAACCAGUUGAAGCACUUCACUGUUGACAUGUCCAAGUUUCAGGACACGGCGGCUUAUGUAGUGUCCAUCAUCAAGCGAGAUUAUGCGCCCGACUACGCCUCUAUACCUCCGCACGGCAGAUGGCAACACUUCGAUGUCGGCGGGCGGCCGCGAAUCGACCAGCUUAUGGCAUCGUGGCCAUCGACUGUCGACAACCAAGAGCGGACGCGCCGUUUAAUCGACCUCUUCCUCGUCUCCGUCCUCCUCGACGCCGGCGCGGGCACCAAGUGGCAGUACCGUAGCAAAGAGUCGGGCAGAAUCUAUCGGCGCAGCGAGGGUCUGGCGGUUGCCAGUUUGGAAAUGUUCAAGGCCGGUCUCUUCAGCAGCGACCCGAAUGAGCCCUGCCAGGUUGACAGCGCUGGGUUAAAGAAGCUGGACAUCAAGACACUGGCCCGGGGUCUUCAAGUCACCGACGACAACCCCAUUGAUGGUCUGCAGGGCCGCGCUGGACUGUUGAUGAGACUGGGAGACGCAUUGCAGAACCAGGAAGUUUUCGGACUAGAAGCCCGACCAGGAAACAUGCUUGACUACCUGCUCUCACAUCCCUCGACGCAAGCCUCGUCUAUCCCAAUCAUCCCAUUACCCACCCUCUGGAACGUUCUCAUGGACAGUCUGGCCCCUAUCUGGCCAUCAACACGCACACAAAUCGACGGAAUCCCCAUCGGCGAUGCCUGGCCUUGCUCGGUUAUGCCAUCGCAUCCUACACAUCCUUGGGAAAAUAUCGUUCCCUUCCAUAAGCUUACCCAAUGGUUAACCUACUCGUUGAUGGUACCCAUGACCAAACUACUCCACGUCCAUUUUGCCGGAGCGGAUCUCCUGACGGGCCUUCCGGAAUAUCGUAACGGUGGUCUUUUUGUUGAUACCGGCUUGUUGACCCUGAAGCCGGAGGACGCCAAGCGAGGGCUCGCACAGUAUCAACGGAACGCCCAGGUCAAGGGCCAACCGAAUAUGGAAGUUGUCCCGCUCUUUACGGCCGAUGACGACGUUAUUGUUGAGUGGCGCGCGGUCACAGUGGGAUUCCUCGAUGAGCUCUUGGCCGAGGUCAAUACCCUGCUGGGAUUGAGCGGGCGAGAUAAACUGAGUCUAGCCCAGAUGCUUGAGGCAGGCAGCUGGAAGGGUGGCCGAGAAAUCGCAGAAGUGUCGCGACCGAACACGAAAGAACCGCCCAUCAUGAUCCUGUCCGACGGAACUGUUUUCUAAGAUACCCUUGAUCUUCUUUCUUGUUCUGCCCUGCCUUCGAACCUUACGAAUGUGUGCGUGACUCACCUCCACGCCUCAACGGUUACUACCCUUCUUCGCCUGCGUCGCGUAUGCGAGACGUUUAUGAUCUACGGUUUACACGGUCGCUUGGGGUAUCCUCUUUCGUGUUUAUACUUUUUGGUGCCUCUUUUCCUGCCUUUAUCCGGCCAACCGAUCUAUUGAUCUACUAUUGAUCUACCUUGCGUAAGCGCGAGACGGAACCCUUUUCCUAUGUCCCUUCAUAUUCUGGAAUAGCGUUCGAUAAGGCUUCCAAGCUUUUGGUUAUACUGUAUACGGAUAGGUGGAUUGGAGACGGAGCCAUCUAGGGAUUCACAUUGGAAGUAGUCAAAUAAUUGAAGCUGACACUUUCCGGGCACAAAGCUUAAUCAUAUCAAUGGAGACGACUGUCGUCAAUUGACCUGUGGACUUGAUGGGUAGC